This is a messenger RNA of Panicum virgatum (switchgrass), 820 nucleotides long. RefSeq lists its product as uncharacterized. Lineage: Eukaryota; Viridiplantae; Streptophyta; Magnoliopsida; Poales; Poaceae. The record is from RefSeq and is a predicted model, not a curated record. Bases 304 to 564 code for a protein of 86 amino acids. The transcript is spliced from 4 exons.
GCAGAAACCUAGUAGCUAGCACAAGUUACCAUGCUAAUCAUUGAUCAAUGCAAUGAACCAAGCGAUUGGCCAGUGUAGGUGGUGCCGUGGUGUCUCUGGUUCAUGUAUUCUCAAGUCUCCUCAAGUCAAUUCCCUUUUGCCAGCUCGGAGAAAGCGGCGUCCCUAGGCACCUCUUCUCAUUCCUAGCCAAGAACCUGAGGCCGACGCGAGAAGGGAAGGCGUGCCUUCGUCCGCCUCCGUUGUCGCCUCGCCCUCGCCGGAGGAGGAGUCGUCCCCCGCCCCGGCCGCCGGAGCUCCUCCGCCAUGGCCGAAGAUGGCCCUGCCGGCUACUACGUCGGCCGUCCGAUGAACUACGACGACCAGAAAUCUCAGCCGCCGCCGGCGACGUCCCAGGCCACCGGCGAGCAGGUCAACGCCCAAGUUCCUGGCUACUACGCCGGCCGUGUGCCCGGCAAGAAAGCCGCCGCCGGCGAGCAGAGCUCCGCUGCGGAUCAGGCGAGCAAAGAACCGGGCUUCCUUGCCAGCUGUUUGGGAUGGUUCUCCGGCGGUCAAACUGCAAAAUAGAUUCAGUGGAGGAGGAUGGCUCAGGAGGCAGGAUGAUUGGAUGUCACUGAUUGUUUGGGACGAUGGAGAAAUUAUUCAGAUUUUUUCAUUUGAAGAUUUUUUAUUUCGGCAGUGGCGUUGUCAAAUUGUACAAGCGUAUGCAGAUGCAGAGUGAAUGAAAGUAUUCAGUAUGAUCCAUCAACCUUGAUGUCUUAAUGUGGUUAUUUAUGUAAAUCGCUCGUGAAGGAAAAUUUUAUGGAAAAUUAUAUGUAGCCAA